UGGAAAAAGAGGAAUGAAGUGAGUGUUGGACGAGCGAGGGAGGAAGAGAAUUGGAAGCAGACGAGAGAGCGAGAAAGAGGGACGGGCUCUGUCCUCAUGUCCCGUCCAGGCAGAUUUAGUGUCAGCGUUCGGUGUCACGGGAGCUGAAGAGGAGAACGCAGACUGGCUCCUGCUUCACUUUUCCUCUCAGACUUAAAACUUCCUUCCUUUAACAGACUGACCUCGAUGUGACUUCUCGCCCUCAGCUUGUGGAUGUUUCAUCAGUGUGAUUUCUCUCGCUGAGACACUGGACCUUAAAGGUCUCAGGCGUCUCUCCUUUGAGCUUGUCUUGCUGCUGACAGCUGAGUGAGUCGGCUGUUUCCAAAAGUGACUCUCAGUGUGGUGUCGCCCUCUGCGCUGUAUGAGUUUUACAAUUGAAGUUCUCUGCAGGACUCUUUGGUUGCUGGAUCUUGACUGAGCCGACAGACUGUGCUGGAGAAAACCGAGAAACACCAGAGCAGAAAGAUAAUGUGACUGAACACAGAGACGGGAAGGAAAAUCAGACACCGGAGAAACUAAACUGAGAGACAACGGACGACAGAUGCAGAGGAAGCAGGAGGAGGUGAAGUUUGGCGGAGCGGCCAUGUCUCUGCCCGUGGACCUGAGCUGCCUGCAGGGCGGCGGCGGGGGAGCGGAGCGUGAGGCGGCGCUGGCGACGCUGGAGAAGCAGCUGAUCUGCCCGAUCUGCCUGGAACUGUUCAACAAGCCGGUGGUGAUCCUGCCCUGCCAACACAACCUCUGCAGGAAGUGUGCCAACGAGCUGUACCAGCCGUCCCUGUUCCAGGCUCGGACCACCAUGCUGGUGAACAGCGGCCGUUUCCGCUGUCCGUCCUGCAGACACGAGGUGGUGCUGGACCGCCACGGUGUCUACGGCCUUCAACGAAACCUGCUGGUGGAGAACAUCAUCGACGUCUACAAACAGGAAGCCAGCAACAGUGCACCGAGCGCCCUCCCUCCUCCGCCUCCUCCUCAGCUGACGUGCUCAGACCAUGAGGGUGAGAAGGUGAACAUCUACUGUCUCACCUGUCAGGUUCCCACCUGCUCCCUCUGUAAAGUGUUCGGGGCUCAUCAGUCCUGUCAGGUGGCUCCUCUGACAGACAUCUACCAGCAGCAGAAGGACGAGCUGAGCGAAGGAGUCAGUUCUCUGGUGGCCGUUAACGAUAAAAUCCAGGCUCUGAUUGACGAGGUGGAGGAAACCUGCAGAACCAUAGAGGAAAACUCUAAGGCUCAGAAGCAGAGUGUGUGUGACAAGUUCAGCCGCAUGUUUUCCAUCCUGGAAGAAAGACACAAGGCAAUGACGCAGCGAAUCAGCUCUGAGGAGGAUGAGAAGACGAGCCAUGUCCAGGCGUUGGUUCGUUGCUAUGGAGACAGCGUGGAGGCCAACACCAAGCUGAUGGAGAGAGCGGAGAGCAGCAUGGAGGAGCCGGACAUGGCUGCUUUCGUCCAGAAUUCAAGAGAACUGAUCACAAAAGUCAUAGCAGCGACCAGCUCCUGUCCGACUGAGACACUGAAACCAGGUUACGAGAAUAUGAGCGACUACAGAUUUAACUUUAGAGGACAGGAGAGAGCUCUGAAGAGCAUCGACUUUAUUAAAGCUGUGGAGGAUGUUCCUGAGGAACCGGAGGAUGAACCAGAGCCUGAAGAACCCAACGAGCCCUCUGAGCCAAACUGCCACCAGGAAGCCUCCAUCCAGAACCUGGAAUCUGUUGUAGAACCAGUUAAAGAGACAAUCCCAGCACCAGUGGAACCAGUACAGACAGCAGCAGCAACGCCAGCCCUGAUUCCACCAGCCCCAGCACUGUUGAGAGACUCUGUGGAAGCUGCAGGCGCAGAUCUGCAGCCAGAGGUUGACGACGCAGACUCGAAUGACGAAGGAUCAGGUCCGAUUAAGAAUGAGGAGGAGGAGGAGAAAGCUGAGGCAGAGGGAUGUGCAGCUCCCGACUCUGUUAAAGGGGCAAACGUCUGUGAGCGCCAGGAGGGAAUGAGCACUCAACAGUGUGAGGGGGGAGGGGCAGAAAGCGAUGCAUGUGAUUGGACGGCGCAGAGAGAGACGGAGCAAAAACAAGAAGCUCAGGAUGAAGAGGAAGAAAUCCAGAUGAAGGAGGGGACGGAUGCUCUGUUUUACCCCAGCUGGUUCAAACCAGGCUGCCGGUGCAGGGUCAGUCCUGCUCCGUCUGCUCCUGAUCCACACCAGACUGAGAUCCAAGAGCAGGGCAUGUCUUACCCCAGCCAAGCUCCAGGUCCAGAACCUGCUCUCUUCUCCCACCUACAGCCACAACAGCUCCCGCCCUCCACUCAGCUUCAGGCUCAGCCAUGUUUUCCUCUCCUUCAACCUCCACACUGGUCAGAAAACCAGUCCCAGAAUCUGCCCCCUAUUCGUGAAUCCCAGUCUCAGCCCCAUAAGAUUCCUGUUGAACUGGGCGUUGGUUUAAUACCUGUUCCUGAAGCUCAGCUCGUGAAGCAGACAGCAAGAGAAACUGGGAUAACUGAAGAGGAAAAUGAGGAGGAGGAGGACAUGCAGGGCUGGGUGUGUCUGCCUGGGACUGUGGAUAAAAGUUUCAGCCUGGUGGGGGGUAGUUUUGAUCUUGGAGACAGUAGUUUAGAUAAUUUUUCCAAUGAUAAUAAUGAUGCUACAUUGCACAUACCACCAGAGGAGACCAGUACAGGGAGGUAUAAGGCCAACUUUAAGCUCAGUGAUAGAAGGGUAGAGGAUGCAGGAGAGAAAGAGAAGCUUGAAGAAGGUGUUUUAGGACCUAAUGGUGCUUCGGAGAUGGAAGAAGAAGGGCUGGGAGAGGGAACUGUUGAAGCUGAGGUGAUGGAUGCUGACACCCUGCAUGUCGGAGAUCACGGUGUGGAGAGCACGAAUAUCUUGACACAUGGAGACGGAGCUGCAGAGUUCGAGGCUGGUAGUUCGAUGUUUGCAGAAAAUAAAGAGGAGGGCGACGAGAACAGCGAGCAGCCUGAAGACUUUAAUCCCACAAUGGAAACAAGUGCUGCUGAAACUGAAGAGAGAAAAAGCUCCUGUGUCUCUCUCCAGAUGGAGACUGAGACCAGGAGUCCCGCUAAGACCAGUCCUCCCCUCUCCUCCUCCUCCUCCCCCUCCUCCCUCAGUGAGCCUCCUCGUCGACCCAGUUUCUGCUUCUCCUGGCUGAACCCCCUCCACAAGAAGAAGUAGUGGAAAGAGAGAAGCAUCUGGAGAUGAAGUCUGAUGAAGACGUGAAGAAAGACGCACUUCACUCCAGAGUCAGUUUCAUCAGCUCAGGUGGUCUGGGACUGAAGACAUACUUGGAUAAACCUCAGAAUCUCAGGCGCUCCAGAGUCUCCAGAGUUUUAUUAUCACUGUUUUGUGCUAAAUGUGGACAAAACAGGAGCGGAUCUGUUCUGGAUCUGAGUGUCUGAAGGACAGUGACACUGUCAAUGUUUUAUUUUGAAAAAUUAUUGAGAAUGAAUUGAUAGGUUUUUUGUUUUGUUUUUGUUUUGUGUUUUGAUGGAAGCUGUUGCCUUUCACACCAAAGCUCUUCACAAGCUUCAUGUUUCUGAAAACAGUAGAAGAAGGAUGUAUCUGGGAUAGUAUCAGUCACUAUCUGAGUAGUUAUAGUAGAACUUGUAAUAUCAGUCAUAGUAAAAUAUGUUUUUGUAAAAGAAGCAGCACUAGUGUUAGUUACAGUGGUAAAAGAAGUACAAGUACAAAUUAUAGUACUAAUAGUAGUAGUAGUAGUAGUGAUGGUUUUACGUUUACAGUUUUAGUUUGUUUCUUUAGGUGUGGAGCGAGAUGUGAACAGAAAUUAAUGCUGUGAUAUUUGUUUUAGUGUUUUAUUUGAACAAAAUCUAAUAAUUCUGAAAACAUUUUAGCUCCACUGUGACAGACUAAACUCAGAGAGAGGCAUUACAACCUGUUCAGGUUUUAAUUGGUGUUCUGUGGCCGUAGUCAUGGUUCUGUUUUAGAAAUAAAUAGGGAUAACAGUGGUACUUAAUGGAAAAGAAAAUCAGCAGCAGAGUCGCGGUAACAGUAGAUGGAGUAAAGGAUGAAUUAGAGGAGAAGUGGCGGUAGCAAAGAGGUAACUGUGUUUUUCUUAUUAGAGAGUUUUCGGACACUGCUAGAACCAGUUAAGACCCAGGUGUCCAGUUGGAACCAGUUUCAACUGGUGAUGUGAUUCAAUGUGGUUUGGUUUGGUGCUGACAAAAUGUUAUCCUUCUUUUUUUAUUUGGGAAAAAAAACAGCACCUACUGCUGUGUGUGUGAAUUAAAGGGUUAAAAAAAUGUUAAAGCACUUUUCCCUGCAGGACACAGAAACUGGUUUUGUUUGAUAUAUUAUAGAUUUAAUAAAUCUGAUUU
Messenger RNA from Toxotes jaculatrix (banded archerfish), 4374 nucleotides. RefSeq names its product tripartite motif containing 101 (gene trim101). Bases 581 to 3214 code for a protein of 877 amino acids. The record is from RefSeq and is a predicted model, not a curated record. The transcript has 13 exons. Lineage: Eukaryota; Metazoa; Chordata; Actinopteri; Toxotidae. Gene Ontology annotation, molecular function: zinc ion binding.